GAAGGUUCUUUUUUGUGUGACUGCGGCUCGACAUUCUCGGGGCGGGAGGGUGUCAUUCGCAGUUAUUUAGGACUGCCGGUGAAGAAGACAGGCAGAUGAGGGGGAUUAAUUUGUCUUCUGCAUAAGGAGAGGAGGGUUUUGCCUCCUGUGAAGAGUCAGUUUUCAAUAUUAUUCCGAGGGGGGGUUAGUUUCGGGUGAAGAAUAAGGCUAAGAAGUGUCCCAAGUCGCAGAGGCGGUAUAGAGUACCUUUUAGGGUGGUGGACCGCGUGACGGAUGUGCUUUAUAAACCUGUACCAGAAGAGGGUGGCAAAGAGAGUGUUGUUUAUUUUAAUCGAUUGAAGCUUUUCACUUGUUCUUUGGCAGAGUCAUCGAAACCAAAGACAUCAGUCCAGGGGAGAGGUUCUGAUGGGAUCAAACAACAUGCUGGACGGCGUCAGCCCCAUGGGGCUCCAACUUGAUGCCAGCUGGGUUCCCCAUCGCUGUUCGGAUUGAGCUGCUUCUAAUGGAACUGUAGGAAUGCAAGUGAAGUGAUUCAAUUGGCGGCAACAGGUGUGGACUGAUUUGGGAGUAUUCCGGAGGGAGGGAGAGGAUACAAAAGGACACGACGGACUGGUGAGGAAGGUUCUUUUUUGUGUGACUGCGGCUCGACACACUCGGGGUGGGAGGGUGUCGUUCGCAAUUAUUUAGGACUGCCGGUGACGAAGACAGGCAGACAAGAGGAGUUAGUUCAUCUUAACCCUGACCCAGCCCUAACCUUAACCAUAAGGAACCGAGCAAAAUACCAGACUUUUAGCAUUUUUAAUUUUUUAAUUGCAUUCACAGAUCAUUGUGGGGACUUGAAAAAUGGUCCCCACAAUGUCAAAAUAACAGGUUUUUAUUACCUUGUGGGGGACAUUUGGUCCCUACAAUGUAAUACAAACCUAAUCCACACACAAACCCACACACUCUGAUACACACACACAUUCACACUCUCACAGACACACUCACACACUAUAAAAAACAUAUGGACACACAUAUUCAUAUACAAUCAUUCAAAGUCACACACAAACUGUCAUUUGCAUACCAUCAUUACAUACACGCAUAAUUAGAUUACUCUUUCGUGUAAGAAUACAAUUUCAAGUACUUGUUUCUGUUGAUUGUUAUAUGCCAGUGUUUGUUUAGAUUUUAGAUUAGCUGUGUUCAAAUAAAAUGUCUCAGUGCUGAAUUACUCAGAACAACUGACUAAACUUUAAUUCACAUUAUCUUAUUUUCACUAUGGAGUAUGUUUAUAUGUACUAUAUGAAUUAUAUGUUUACAUUAGCUAUAUUCAGAUACAAUAUUUGAAUAGUGAAUUACGUCCCAGACAUUUUGCUGAAUACUAAGUCAGAUAUAAAGGAAAGAGGAUCUACCUCAUUGCCAUCAUCAAGGUUGUUUGCAAUAUAAUAGAAUGCUUCUUAUUUUUUUAUUGUUUACUGGCUUGGUGUAUAUUUUCAUUGUUGUGAUGUUUUGAAUAAUUUACAUUAAAACACCUAAAAGUAUAAUAUGUUCUUUCUUUUGUAUAGGUUGCGAUCCUGCAAUUUUAGAAAGCUGUAGUUUUUACUAAAAAAUACCGAUCAUAUAUUUACAGUACUUUAUAGGCAACUGCAGGUGCCUGGUAAUUAUUGUAAUUAAUCAAAUUACAGUAAGUUAAUGAACAUACAGAUCUCAGUAUUUAACUGUAAAACGACUUUACAGGGUAAUACAGUAAAUGAGAAUUACAGUGAAAUACAGCAAAUAGAAAGACAGUAAAACUUUGUAAUUUUUUGAACAGUAUAUUACUUUUAUUCUGUCACAGUAAUGUACUGCAAUGUUGUUUAUGGUAUAUUACUCUAAAUUUAUAGUUCUUUAUAGGCAACUUUUUUGCCAAUAAUUUACUUUAAAUUUUACAAGCAAUUUUUACAGUGUGAGAGUUGGUAGCCCUGCAAGAGCCAAAUUACCGUGGCUGUAAAGAAAGUGCAAACCUUAAUACCCACAACAGCAAAGGACAUGUUUUGACAUUGUCAAGGUAACGUGAUAUGUCAUAACUUGAUGUCUCCUUCCUCUUUAUACCAUUUCGAGCCCUUGCAGCCUCUUGCACUCAGUCACUUACAAGGUGAAAUCAGUGGAGUCUGUGAGGGUUUAGGGCUUAGGGGUGACAUUGAGACGGGGCCAGAGUCACAGCCAGAGGCGGUUGCUCUGAAGGCGCAUAGAUCGAAGCAUGGCUCGCCGCGUUGCCGUGAUCGGAGGGGGAAUCUCAGGGCUGACUUGUAUCAAGUGCUGCCUCGACGAGGGACUGGAGCCGGUCUGCUUUGAAAGCAGCGAUGACAUCGGGGGCUUGUGGAGGUUCAAGGAGGAGCCGGAGAAGGACCGGGCUAGCAUCUAUCAGUCCGUCAUAAUCAACACCUCCAAGGAGAUGAUGAGCUUCAGCGACUUCCCCAUCCCUGCCCACUUCCCCAACUUCAUGCACAACUCCCUCAUCAUGGACUACUUCCGGAUGUAUGCGGAGCACUUCAAACUGCUCCGUCACGUCCGCCUCCAGACCAGCGUCUGCAGUGUGCGUCAAAGGCCUGACUUCGCUCGCUCGGGCCAGUGGGACGUGGUGACCAAAAACAGACAGGGACAGGAGGAGAGGCACAUCUUUGAUGCUAUAUUCGUCUGUAUUGGACACCAUGCGUCCCCACACAUCCCUUUGAAAGAUUUCCCAGGAAUAGACACCUUUAAAGGGAAGUGGUUCCACAGCCGAGACUAUAAAUCUCCCGAAGAAUGGCAGGGGAAGAGGGUGGUCGUGAUCGGGAUUGGGAAUUCUGGGGGCGACAUCGCUGUGGAGUUAAGCAGGGUGGCCAAGCAGGUGUUCCUCAGCACGCGGAGGGGCUCGUGGAUAGUGAACCGCGUGUGGGAGAACGGAUUCCCCAUGGAUAUGGGAUUCAGCAGGCUCGCACACAUGAUGUCGGCCAUUCUGCCCAGUACCCUCACAUCCACGAUAGGCGAAAGAAAACUUAACAAGAGAUUCAACCACAAGCUGUACUCCAUCAAACCCAAGCAUAGGUUGGUCAGCCAGCACCCCACGAUCAAUGAUGAGCUGCCCAACCGCAUCCUUUCUGGGACGGUCCUGGUGAAGACCAACGUGUCCAGGAUCGAGGGUUCCAGCGUGAUGUUCGAGGAUGGGACGGUGGAGGAGGACAUCGACCUGGUGGUCUUCGCCACUGGAUACAGCUUCUCUUUUCCCUUCCUCCCCUCGUCUGUCAUCUCAAUUUCAGAGAACAAGACUUCGCUCUACAAAUAUGUCUUCCCCCCCACACUGGAGCAACCCACGCUGGCCAUCAUCGGGCUGAUCCAGCCCCUGGGGGCCGUAAUGCCCAUUUCAGAGAUGCAGGCAAGAUGGGCUACGCGCAUCUUCAAAGGGCUGAACAAACUUCCCCCAGUGAACAGAAUGCUGAAGGACAUCAACGUAACCAAGGAAAAGAUGGAGAAAAGGUAUGUAAAGUCUCAGAGACACACCAUCGAGGUGGACUACGUCUAUUACAUGGAUGAGCUGGCGAAGCAGUUUGGGGUGCAGCCCAAGGUCCUCCGGCUGCUGCUGCGGGAUCCUCGCCUCGGUCUCAGCGUCCUGCUGGGGCCCUGUACCCCAUACCAGUACCGGCUAUACGGACCAGGUCAGUGGGCGGGGGCCCGGCAGGCCAUUCUCACGCAGUGGGAGCGGGUGGCCCAGCCGAUGAAGACCCGGGCCGUGCCAGAGUCCCCCUCUUCCAGGCUGCCGUUGCUGCUCGCUCUCAGUGGCGCCGCCCUAGUGGUAGCAGCUGUCUGUGCCGGAAUAAACUUUCCGGACCUCUUGGCUUCCCUGAGCAAUUGGAGGAUGUUUGUGCCGUCAUUCCUUCACAUGGUGUAAAAGUACACUGAAAAUUAGCUUUACCCUGGGAAAUUCCAUUUAUCCCAUGUAUUACAGUAUGUAUAGAAAACUAAUCAGAUGGGGGAAUGAUUUAUAAUUACUCAGUUCAUAUGAUGUGCAAUUUAAAAAGGAUCAUAUGGUCUAAUGACUGUGUAGUAAUGAAAUAGAUUAAUGGGCCAAAUAUAUGGUGAGAUAUGGUUUGAUGUACUUGAUUGCAUUGUAUUGUUUAACCUGGGGAAAUGUUGUUAGAGGUUAGCAAGCAUGGGUGUAACUGGUGGUGACUGGCUGACUGGCCGUGAGCCUAAAAGGAUGCAGAGGUACACAAGGUCAACACCUCUGCACACAGACUACAUCCCCUGUCUUAACCAAUGAGGUACAGUAUUGCCUUUUAAGGGGAUUUGCAUAAAUGUAUGAAACGUGAGCAUUUACUUUGUUUAGGGGUUUCUUAACCAAAGGAAUUUUACCUUAAGUCAUGUCAGGGAAAUUUACUUCAUGCCUGGAAUGAACAGAAUUUAAAGAAGGUAAAGUAACUAGAUUUUUUACUUCCACACUACCAUUAAAAAUGAGCUUGACAUAAAAUGUUAAUCUUGUGUAAGUCAGCAAAUGUAACAACAGUAUCUUAUUUUCUUCCUGUAAUAUUCAUAAUUUGUACUUAUUAAUCUCUUAAAAAAUGAAUUAUGUAGACACAGAAUAAUGGUGAAAUGUUUAUGCUUCUUUUCCAAUAUCACAUUAUUCUUCCAAAAAGGAAUUUCUCUGGUCCUGUAGUUUGUAAAGGAAAUAAAAUAUGAGCUACAACAA
Messenger RNA from Brienomyrus brachyistius, 4681 nucleotides. RefSeq names its product flavin-containing monooxygenase 5-like. Gene Ontology annotation, molecular function: N,N-dimethylaniline monooxygenase activity; flavin adenine dinucleotide binding; NADP binding. Bases 2216 to 3883 code for a protein of 555 amino acids. The transcript has 9 exons. The record is from RefSeq and is a predicted model, not a curated record. Lineage: Eukaryota; Metazoa; Chordata; Actinopteri; Osteoglossiformes; Mormyridae.